Molecule: messenger RNA, 2516 nt
Organism: Pungitius pungitius (ninespine stickleback)
Lineage: Eukaryota; Metazoa; Chordata; Actinopteri; Perciformes; Gasterosteidae
Product: cytochrome b5 reductase 4
Exons: 15
Coding region: 42-1589 (515 amino acids)
Molecular function (GO): oxidoreductase activity; FAD binding; heme binding
Source: RefSeq, a predicted model, not a curated record
GUCUUCUUCGAACCUGGAGCUGCCUCCGAGGCGUUCCCAACAUGCUGAACAUCCCGAGCCAGUCGUUCCCCGCGGCGCGCUCCCAGCAGCGGGUCGCUGCGUCCGGCCAGUCCGGAAGAAACAAGGUGGCCUUGAAGCCGGGCCAUAGUCUGAUGGACUGGAUCCGGUUUUCCAAGAGUGGAAAGGACCUGACGGGGCUCAGGGGCCGCCUGAUUGAGGUCACCAAGGAGGAGCUGCAGAGACACAACACAAGAAAUGACUGCUGGACGUGCAUACGAGGUAUGGUUUAUAAUGUGACCCCAUACAUGGACUACCAUCCUGGUGGGGAAGAGGAGCUGAUGAAGGCAGCUGGAAUAGAUGGCACUGACCUGUUUGACCAGGUCCAUCGCUGGGUAAACUAUGAGUCCAUGUUAAAGGAGUGCCUGGUGGGGAGGAUGGCCACUACAGCAAUGAAAGCCAUCGUACCCUCUUCACCUCAGAGCAGCCUCGCCCCCCCCUUGUCAAUGGCCGCUCCCACAGAAAAAGACUCCCGGCCGCGGUACGACUGGUUCCAAACUGAUGCCACUGUUAAUCUGGUGGUCUAUGCUAAACGAAAGAUCCCCAGCUCCGGCUGUACCACUGUUGACCUGGAGGCGGGGGUUCUCCGGCUGGAGGUGGUGCUGGGGAACAUGUCCUACAUGAUCCACUUACGUCUGGCUGAUGACGUUGAGGGAAACGUUGCUGUCCACAAUGCCCUCCUGGUGGGAAAGAUCCAGGUCAGCAUACGCAAGCAGACUAAAGGAAAAUGGAGCAGUCUUGGUCUGCCACUGGAAUUGCACAAUACAUUUCUACGCAAGAAGGACCGAGCUCUGCACUAUCGGGAUUGUGUGUUGGUGUCAAAGACGGAGGUGAACCACAAUACCCAUGUGUUCCGAUUGCAACUUCCUCGUGGGACAGUCAUGCAUGUGCCUGUUGGGAAACACGUCUACCUCAAAGCCCUCACUCAAGGCACCGAGGUGGUGAGGCCAUACACUCCAGUAGAUCAGAGCCUGGUAGCCGCCCCCCUCCCCUCCUCCCAGGAAGCAGACCUCUACCUCAUGAUCAAGGUCUACCCUGACGGAGUGUUCACCUCUCAUCUCAGCAGUCUGCACGUCGGCGACUGUUUACCAGUUAGCGGUCCAGAGGGUACUUUCAGUCUCCGCCCCCUGCGUGAUGUCACAGACCUCUACCUAUUAGCAGCAGGCACAGGGUUCACACCCAUGGCUCGCCUCAUCCAGCUGGCCCUACAGGACGUGGACACCAUCAGGAAAACCAAGCUGCUCUUUCUGAACCGCCGAGAGGAGGACAUUCUGUGGCGCCGGGAACUGGAUGAACUGGCUGCUCGCAGUGACAGGUUUCAGGUAGACUACGUGCUCUCCGAUCCCACCGACAGCUGGACCGGCAGGACAGGGAGGGUGGACGAGUCAAUGCUCCAGGACUUCCUCACCAGGCCAGACGGGUCCAAAUGCUAUGUGUGUGUGUGCGGCCCUGCGGCUUUCACGGAGCUAACAGUGGGGUUGCUGAAGCAGCAGGGCUUCAGUGAAGACGAGCUCCACGCCUUCCUGGGCUGACGGAGCUUAGACUCCACCCAACUCCACCCUGCAAAGUCUUGAGUGCCUGUAAGACAGACACCGUUGACAUUCAUUUAUAUACUUGCUUGUGAGAAAUGAAUGGGAAGAAGUUGUAUUUCUAUGCACCAAGGUAACCCCCCCCCCCCCCAGCUGUUAUGGGUUGUAAAACAGUCACACAUUCUCAGUGUCUAAAACAAAGUUUAAACUUUGCAACGGUUUGUCAAAUAUCAGACCCAGAGCAAUAAAUGUGAUGAUGUAAACUGGUGUAUAUGAUGUAUACGGAUGGAAUGAACCUAAGGAUAUUUAUGGGUCCCAUUGUUCCAGUUACACAGAUGCAGUUGUUAAAUAAAUCCAUUAUGGACACGUUUUAAAGGGCUUGUGGCAGGUUACAUAUACUUUCAAUAACAUUAAAUUUGAAUGUUUUAAAGAAAUCCAAAUGUGCUGACUUGCGUUUUUAAUGACAAACUAUGCAAUGACUUCUUAGUGGCAUACAUUUUAUCAUUUCAUGUAUAUACAUACAAUAUAUGUAUAUAUUUAUAUUUAUGUGAGGAAUCAAUUCAAUUAAAUAAAUUUUGACUGGCCCAAAUAUGCCUCAGAGGCUUUUUAUAAUCUGACCAUGGACAAAAAAGCUUAUUUCAGAGUAAUCUUUCUCUUCAUAUUUGCAUCAAGAUCAACAUCCCCUGUCCCAGGAACCCACGUGGACACAGGAUGGAGAACGGUUAGGAAAAGAGGAAGACGCUGUGAGGGUAACAAUGUGGGGAUCCUCUGUCAGGAUGAAGUGGGACAGAUGUAGAAUGUUAAAAUACGUUCAAUGCGUGUUAAAGAGAGUAAGCCGUUCAAUCCCCUUUUCCACAUUUUUGAAUUCUGGACAUCAUGGAAGACGUGUCCAACAGACUGUGAGAUGUGAUGUGGGAUUCGAUCUGUCCA